Pseudoliparis swirei is the source of this 4319-nucleotide messenger RNA. RefSeq names its product klotho beta (gene klb). Bases 161 to 3310 code for a protein of 1049 amino acids. The transcript is spliced from 6 exons. Lineage: Eukaryota; Metazoa; Chordata; Actinopteri; Perciformes; Liparidae. The record is from RefSeq and is a predicted model, not a curated record. Gene Ontology annotation, biological process: carbohydrate metabolic process; fibroblast growth factor receptor signaling pathway. Gene Ontology annotation, molecular function: fibroblast growth factor receptor binding; hydrolase activity, hydrolyzing O-glycosyl compounds; fibroblast growth factor binding.
GCUUCAGACUCUCUCCUGUGUGUGAUCUCCUCCUUCCUCCACCACGAUGGCUCUUUUACUUUUCUCAAGAGGACUUGCAAUAUUGAACAGAGCCCUUGCUCUGACUGACACCAGCUCCUGCCUUCAAGUGGAUUUGUGAAACAAGGUAGACUCCUUCAGUAUGCUGAACCACCCUUCUCCCACUCUAACCUGCCUCUUACUCUGCCUCCUGUUGUUGGCGUCUGGUUGGAAAAAGGCAGCCGGCUCUCUUGGAGACGGCAGAAAGAUCUGGCAGCAGCCCAAGCCGGACCCCAUCAUCAAAGACCAGUCUUUCCUUCAUGAUACCUUCCCUUCAGGAUUCCUUUGGGGUUCAGGGACGUCUGCCUUCCAGACAGAGGGAUCCUGGGACCAGGUGGGGAAAGGCCCAUCUAUCUGGGACCAUUUCACCCACUCCAAUGUCCGUGAUGAAUUGGCAACUGAGACCGCCAAUGUGGCCAGUGACAGCUACAAACGCUGGGACGAAGAUGUGGAGGCUCUGGAGUAUCUAGGUGUAAAAUCAUACUAUUUCUCUCUCUCCUGGCCCAGGCUCUUUCCUGAUGGGAAUGCAAAAGGUCUGCCCAAUACAGCUGCUGUGGAGCAUUACAGCCGUCUCAUAGAGAGGCUUCUGGAAAAGAGAAUUGAGCCCAUUGUCACCCUCUAUCACUGGGACCUGCCACAGGUCCUGCAGGAGCGCUAUGGAGGCUGGAAAAAUGACACACUGGUGGGACUGUUUGAGGAGUACGCUGCCUUUUGUUUCAAGGCGUUUGGGAGUCGUGUUAAGUACUGGCUCACGAUGCAUAAUCCAUACCUGGUGGCUGUGCAGGGCUAUGGGACAGGUGUGCACGCUCCUGGAGAAACAGGGGGUCCCGCUGUCUUUCUCAUUGUGGCCCACAACCUGAUCAGGGCACACGCCAAAGCAUGGCACACCUACAACACCCACUUCCGUCCCGCUCAGAAGGGUAAAGUAUCCAUUGUUUUGGGGUCCCACUGGGUUGAGCCUCAAAGAGGCCAAGCCACUGCUGCUAACGUUGAGCUUUGCCAGCAGUCAUUAGAAGCGGCCCUUGGCUGGUUUGCCAACCCCAUCUUCGGAUACGGGGACUACCCAUUCUCUUUCAAAAUGAAGCACGGGGCACUCUUGCCCACAUUCUCCCCUGAGGAGAAGCUCUGGGUGAAGACAACAGCUGACUUUUUUGCUCUGUCCUUCGGGCCCAACAACCUCCGUCAGGCCCGGGGCCUUGUCCAGUAUGGGCAGACUGUGACCCCCGACCUGAGGCGCAUACUGGGCUGGAUAAAGCUGGAGUAUGGGGACCCGAAGGUGCUUGUGACCGAGGGAAGCUGGUUUUCUGAAGCUAGUGUGGGAAAGGAGGACACAGUGGCCAUUUACCUGAUGAAGCGGUUUAUCAACCAGGUCCUGCAAGCAAUCAAGUUUGAAGGGGUGCAAGUCUUUGGCUAUUCUGCCUGGUCACUGGUGGAUGGAUUUGAGUGGAAUUAUGGCUUGACUGUGAGGCGAGGCCUGUUCUACAUCAAUUUUAGUCAACCAAACCGAACCAGGACCCCCAAGACCACUGCGCAGUACUACAGGCGUGUUGUCACUAACAAUGGUUUCCCCAGUGACGAAACCUCCAGAGAGAUCAAAGGCCGCUUCCCCUGUGAAUUUCACUGGGGUAUUGCUGACUCCACUUUACAUGUCCACUUCUACCCUUUCUCACCCCAGUUUACUGACCACCAUCUGUACAGCUGGAACCUGACAGGAGACGGAUCAUUGCGUCUAGUCCCAGGCGUGAAGAUGCAAACCAAACGAGCCCAGUGCACCGACUACUUGGCCAUUCGUGGUCAUCUUCGCCUGUUUGCAUCCACUGGGGCAUCUCACUACCGCUUUGCACUAAACUGGUCUCUGAUUUUACCCCAGGGAGACCUCUCUAAUGUGAACACGGAUGCUCUGAGGUACUACCGCUGUGUUCUGUACGAGCUGAAGAAGCUGGACCUGGAGGCUGUCGUUAUUCUCUACUACCCCACACACCAAGCUCCAAAUCUAGGUUUGCCUGGGCCACUGCAGGCCUCUGGUGGUUGGCUCAACUACAGCACAGUGGAGGCCUUUCAGGAAUAUGCAGCACUGUGCUACCAGCAGCUGGGGUCCUGGGUUGCAUACUGGAUCACCAUCAAUGAGCCCAACAGAUUGAUAGAUGUUUAUUCCAAUUGGAAAGAGAAGCAUCAGGCAGCUCAUAACCUUCUUCUGGCUCACGCUAAAGCCUGGAGGCUGUACGAGAGGGAACACGCUGGUCAUCAGAGAGCACUGGUAUCACUUGCAUUACAUGCCGACUGGGUCGAACCUGCAAACCCCUUCCUUGACUCGCAUACGGCAGCAGCACAGAGAUUCCUUUUGUUUGAGCUUGGUCGGUUCUUAGACCCGUUGCUUGGGACUAGAUAUGAGGAGAAGCAUAGCAAGGUUGACUAUCCAGAAGAAAUAAAGGCAUACCUGGAGGAGAGAGCUCGAGUAAUGGGCCUCCCUGGAUCCCCUCUUCCUAGCUUUACUGAGACUGAGAGGGAGGAGCUCAGAGGGACAUUGAGUUUUAUCGCUCUGAACCAUUUUACCACACGUUUGGUCUCUCCAUAUCUCCACACAAAGGGCAAUUUUCAGCAGAAACAACCUCCUGAUCACGGCUGUCUGAUCCUUUCUGAUCCCACCUGGUCCUCCUCCAGGCUCGGGCAGGCUCUUGUACCCCAGGGACUGCGAAAGGUGCUGAACUGGGUGAGCCAGAGAUAUGGAAGGGCUCUGCCUGUCAUUAUCACAGCCAGUGGGGUUGAUGAUCAGGCUCCUGUGGAGGACAAACUCAGGCAACACUUUCUCAGGAGUUAUCUGCAGGAGGCCUUAAAAGCUCACCAAUUAGAUAGAGUCAACCUGCAGGGCUUCUACGUGUGGAAACUGCAAGAUCGACAUGCCCCCCAGUUUGGCCUCUUCAGCUCAACCCACCAUCAAUCCAAAGCUAAAGCCUCCAUUGCUGUCUACAGAGAAAUCAUCACUCAUGGCGGUUUCCCUGAGGAUAACGCCAUGAAGAGCUGCAGGUUUAUUGAGCGGCGUGAACCUUGCUCUGUGUGUGCAUGGAUGUUCAAGAACAAAGCAAUGGUGGUCUUCGCAGGUUGCCUCUUAAUAACAGCCGUAAUGUUUGCAGCACUUGUCAUCUUUGUCAUCAUCACUAAGAGAAACCAAACAAGAGGCAGAGGGAGGCGGGUGAACAGGUGGAGGAGAAGGGAAGGAGUCCUUGUAUGCUCAUGUCCACCUGUUAAGUACUAACUGUAGAGACAUUGACUGUAAUGUUUAGCAGACAAACUGUGUGUGGCUCAUUGACAGAGGAGAUAUUCUAUUGUGUUUGGUCUAAUGGACGUAUGUAUCUGUGCUUUUAACAAAUAUGUGAUCAGUUUACCAACAAUGACUGUAAAAAACAUUACAUUGUAUUGUAAUAAUGGGUUAUAUAAAUGGAGGGUACACAUUAUAAAAGCUAUUUGGUUUGUUAAAUGACUAUGAGAUCAACAGAUUUACUGAAUGCCAAAGAUUGGUUGGCUCACAUGUGUUCUUACGACUAUGUGCUAAAGGAGGAUAACUGACCUCCAUUUUGGAGGAAUAUGUCAGUGACAUGAUUCAAUUAUUGGAAUAGAGAUGCUUAUAUUGUGUAGAUCAGACUAACAUGUGACUAAAUGUUAAAAAAAUAUAGGAUAAUUUUAGCUGAGAUAAAUUGUGAAUUGCACACAUCUUUGUGAAUAAGGUAAACGAAUAUAUUCAAAAGUGGGAUCCACUUUAUUGAAACACGAGGCCUGAUGCUUGACGUGACAUGCGUGAAGCUCCACGGGACAAGGCCGCCCCCAGCGUCACAGGGUGAAACAACGAGACAAGGAACAGUCUGAAAAAAAUGGAGAAAAUACCAAAACGUACAGUGUAUGUUAGUAAGUGUCCGUCACAGAGAUAACGAUGUAUUUCGACAUGAUUCCCACGGUCUCUCUUAAAAAGAAUAUCUUGAUUUGUAUGAAGUGUACUAUGUGCGACAGACGCACAGGCUUAACUGGGAUCAUCGGAUGAAAACAUGGUGCUCGCUGCAGUAAGGGAACGCAACGGACUCUUCAUGUGAUACUUUAGACCUGCUAAUCAAUGCCUAACUUCAUUUUGGAGCAUUUUUGUCUCAAUGUAUCUCGCGUUAAAUCAUUACACGAAAAGUAUUACAUGUAAUCUGAUCGCCAUUGCAUGAAACCCUGUUUACCUGUUCAGAGAUUAUAUUAUGCAUUAAAAGGUUGUCUAAAUGGCACACUAA